AUGAUUUCUCCGACUCCGGGUUCGAGCUCAGCGCCUCUAAUAGAUUUCAGUCUAUUUGGAGGUGCCGAGUCGUUAUCCGAAGGCCGACCCAGCCCUAAGCAUCCACGUCGAACAGUCACGGUAUCCCCCACUGCGGCAGAUGUUCAAAUUCCCAAAGCACCUCAAGAUCCCUCGGAUUUUCUAUGGUUAAUGACAGAAGAACCACACAGGAGUCGGAGGCAGGCCAUCCUAAAAGCUCAUCCUGAGGUGACAAAACUCAUGGGCUAUGAGCCUCUAACUAAAUACGUUGUAUCUGGUGUUGUGGGACUUCAAAUUGCAACGGCCUACUACCUCAUCCGUGUCCUACGCGCUUCGCCGCUCUCGGUUCCAUUUCUCCUAGCAUCAUACGCGAUCGGAGGAACGGCCAAUCACAACCUGUUCCUUGCUGUUCACGAAAUAACGCAUAACCUUGCGUUUAAAGGUGUCAAAGCCAACAAGCUAUUCGCGAUGUUUGCGAAUCUGCCAAUUGGGAUUCCGUAUGCCAUUACGUUCAAGCAAUACCAUAUUGAACACCACAAACAUCUAGGCGAAGACGGAAUCGACACUGACCUUCCGUCCCGACUCGAAAUGCUUUGCUUGCAAAACGUAGCAGGCAAAGCCUUCUUCUGGUCCGUUCCUGCUCUUUCUCCUUUCGCGCAUAGCCCCAACUCACACUUCACUUGCUCGCACAGUACAUUCCAAAUCCUCUUCUACGCCCUCCGCCCCGGAUUCAUCCGUUCCCAAAAGCCAACGCCAUACCACUUCCUCUCGAUCGUCACUCAACUCGCCUUCGACCUCGUUCUGUACCUCUGGCUCGGCCCUCAUGCUCUCAUAUAUCUCAUUAUGAGCAGUUUCUUUGCAGGAAGUCUUCACCCAUGCGCAGCGCAUUUCAUCGCGGAGCACUACUUGUGGGAUGGGCUCGACCAGGAAACGUACUCUUACUAUGGCCCUUUGAAUAUAUUGGCAUACAAUGUCGGAUACCAUAACGAGCACCACGACUUUCCCUCUGUCCCCUGGACCCGUCUUCCCGCACUGCGUAAACUCGCUCCCGAAUUCUACGACACGAUCCCGAGUCACCCAAGUUGGCCUAUGCUCACAUAUCGAUUCAUAUUCGACCCAGAUGUGGGUCUAUAUUCCCGCGUCAAGCGAGCACCCAAGGAAAGCCAGGCUAGACUUGCUCGCGAGGGCAAAAAUGCAACGGCGGGACAAGGUAAAGAAGAAGAGAGAGGUGUAGGCGUAGACAGGGGCUACGCGAGCGAUGAGGAAGAGUGCGGGAAGAAUAAAAAGGCUUGA
Molecule: messenger RNA, 1311 nt
Organism: Rhizoctonia solani
Lineage: Eukaryota; Fungi; Basidiomycota; Agaricomycetes; Cantharellales; Ceratobasidiaceae
Product: Fatty acid desaturase
Exons: 5
Coding region: 1-1311 (436 amino acids)
Biological process (GO): ceramide biosynthetic process
Cellular component (GO): membrane
Molecular function (GO): sphingolipid delta-4 desaturase activity
Source: RefSeq, a predicted model, not a curated record